UUCUACUUUAGCUUGAAAAUGGAUCAAUUUAUUAAUACUCCAGGGCCCUCCGGUACCUCUCAGGCUCUCGAUCUCACCGAAUCACAGCCCCUUGAUCUUACCUCUGGUUCUCUAGCCCCUGAACAGCCUAAAAAAAGACGAAGAGGCAUGACAGAAGCUGAUCGCCGAGCGCUACGGAGGCACAAGCAAUCCCAUCCUAAAGCUAUACACGCUAAUCUUAUCAAGUGGUUCCAGGACGAGUACUACCACAAAAUCAACCAGUCCACUGUUUCCCUUUGCCUUAGCACUCAAUUCGAUUACCUUAAUACCGAUAUACGAAAAGAUAUAAGCCUUACGGGUUAGCGUUCAAGCUAAUCUGAUUGGCCAGAUCUUGAAUCGGUACUCUUUAAAUAGCAGCAGAAGAUGCAAAGGCAGAAGGCAAUAAUUACGGGCGAUAUUCUGAAGCAGAAGGCACAUGAUAUCUGGUAUCUUCUUCCCCAAUAUUGCGAGUAGCCAGAGCCCAAAUGGUCUAAUAGAUGGUUGACCAAUUUUAAGAACCGCUUCCAUAUCAAGGAGUUCGUUUACCAUAGCAAAAGCGGUACGGCAGACAUUAAUAGUCCUGAGAAUAUCAAGCAAAUACAAGAGAAUCGAGAUCUGGUAGCCACAUACCCUCCUGAGAAUGUCUUAAAUAUGGAUAAAACUGGUUUAUACUGGAAAAUGUCACCAAAUCAUAUACUAGUAACUGAGGCUAGUAAUGGGGGCAAAAAAAGUAAAGAGCGAAUUACUCUUACUCUUACGGU
Hyaloscypha bicolor E is the source of this 779-nucleotide messenger RNA. RefSeq lists its product as uncharacterized. The record is from RefSeq and is a predicted model, not a curated record. Bases 19 to 342 code for a protein of 107 amino acids. The transcript has a single exon. Lineage: Eukaryota; Fungi; Ascomycota; Leotiomycetes; Helotiales; Hyaloscyphaceae.